Molecule: messenger RNA, 958 nt
Organism: Helobdella robusta
Lineage: Eukaryota; Metazoa; Annelida; Clitellata; Rhynchobdellida; Glossiphoniidae
Exons: 2
Coding region: 128-958 (276 amino acids)
Molecular function (GO): palmitoyltransferase activity
Source: RefSeq, a predicted model, not a curated record
GAGAGACAGGAUUACCGGAAUAUUUUUAAUUUUUUUAACAAUUUGAAUUGUUUUUCGAAAUACACAAGCUUUUUUUUACUUAAUUUAUUUUAUAUUUUAAAAAAUUUGAGAAGAAAAUUGAUUGACAAUGGCGUUGAAUAAAUGUUUCAUUCCGAGAAAUUCUGGCGAUCGAAUAUCGUUCGGGUUGUUUGUGGUCCUCGUACACGCCGUUGCUUUCUACGAGUUGUUCGUCAUUCUGCCGUACAUCGAUUACGAAAGGACGGGAACGUUUUGGUUCCACACAGCUGCCGGAUUGUUCAUCUAUUUCAACGUGAUGCUCAGUUUCGUCCAGCUGAUUUUGAUUGACAGUUCGACGGCCAAUCAGGUGCUGCCAACUCUGCUGCAGCCAGGGUGGAGGUACUGCUCGCAGUGUCAGACUAACUCUCCACCGAGAUCAUCUCACUGUUGGGUCUGUGACAUCUGCGUGACCAGGAGGGACCACCACUGCACGUUUACAGGCAACUGUGUUGGCCAUCAAAACCAGCAUUACUUCUUCUCCCUCCUGAUCUAUCUGCUCAUUGGUGCAGUCUACUGCAAUUACCUCAACUUCGACUACACUUUUGAAGUUUUGGGAGGUUUGAACUUCACAGCCAUCUUUACCAUGGUAGUACCCAUGUUAUCCUGGGCACUGAAUUUCUCUGGGGCUGUGGGUUUUUUUGCUGCUUUCAUCUCAGCCACUUGCAUAAUAUCAAUGGUGCUGUUCACAGUUUUGUUGAUCUAUCAUGGGAGGAAUUUGUUAUGUGGACAGACAUGCAUCGAGAGAAGUAGCAGCAUCCAUGAGUACGAUUUGGGAAGCUGGAAAAGGAAUGUGGAGUCGUUGUUGGGAGAGAGAUGGCUGGCUGUGUUGUUGUUUCCUGCCCUUAAGUACCAGCAGACAUCUGGCCUCGAGUUUAAAACUCAUUUGGUUAAGCAGAUGUGA